AUGAACAUUCAAGUGGAGCACCCGGCCGGAGGCUACAAGAAGCUUUUCGAAACCGUGGAAGAGCUGUCUUCCCCGCUCCCGGCUCACGUCCGAGGCAGAAUCCCGCCGUGGCUCGCGGGCAGCCUCCUUCGAUGCGGGCCUGGCCUCUUCGAAGUCGGAUCUGAGCCGUUUUACCAUCUGUUUGACGGGCAAGCCCUGCUCCACAAGUUCGACUUUAAGGAAGGCCGGGUCACCUAUCAUAGAAGAUUCAUACGCACCGAUGCCUACGUAAGAGCCAUGACGGAGAAAAGGAUCGUCCUGACGGAAUUCGGGACCUGCGCCUUCCCCGACCCGUGCAAAAACAUCUUUUCCAGGUUCUUUUCGUACUUCCGAGGAGUGGAGGUCACCGACAAUGCCCUGGUGAACAUCUACCCAGUGGGAGAAGAUUACUACGCCUGCACCGAGACGAACUUUAUAACCAAGAUAAAUCCUGAGACUCUGGAGACAAUUAAGCAGGUUGACCUUUGCAACUAUGUCUCAGUCAAUGGUGCAACCGCUCACCCCCACAUUGAGAAUGACGGCACCGUUUAUAACAUCGGCAACUGCUUUGGAAAGAAUUUUUCUAUUGCUUAUAACAUCGUAAGGAUUCCUCCCCUACAAGCAGACAAAGAAGACCCAAUAAACAAGUCUGAAGUGGUCGUUCAGUUUCCUUGUAGUGAUCGGCUCAAGCCAUCUUAUGUCCACAGUUUUGGGUUGACUCCAAAUUACAUUGUUUUUGUGGAAACGCCUGUCAAAAUUAACCUGCUCAAGUUCCUCUCAUCCUGGACCCUCUGGGGAGCCAACUACAUGGAUUGUUUUGAGUCCAAUGAAACCAUGGGGGUAUGGCUUCAUGUGGCUGAUAAGAAACGAGGCAAGUACCUCAACAACAAAUACAGGACAUCCUCGUUUAACCUCUUCCAUCACAUUAACACAUAUGAGGAGGACAACUUCCUGAUUGUGGAUCUCUGCUGCUGGAAAGGCUUUGAGUUCGUCUAUAAUUACCUGUAUUUAGCCAAUUUACGGGAGAACUGGGAGGAGGUGAAAAGAAACGCCAAGAAGGCUCCCCAGCCGGAGGUGCGGCGAUACGUGCUGCCCCUGACUAUUAACAAGGCCGACACAGGCAAGAAUCUGGUGAGCCUGCCCAACACCACGGCCGCCGCCAUCCUCUGCAGUGACGAGACCGUCUGGCUGGAGCCCGAGGUCCUCUUCUCCGGGCCCCGCCAAGCUUUCGAGUUUCCCCAAAUCAAUUACCAGAAGUAUGGCGGCAAAGCCUACACGUACGCCUACGGCCUCGGACUGAACCACUUUGUUCCAGACCGGCUCUGCAAGCUGAACGUCGUCACUAAAGAAACGUGGCUGUGGCAAGAGCCCGACGCCUACCCGUCGGAGCCCAUCUUCGUGUCCCGCCCAGAGGCCCAGGAGGAAGACGACGGAGUGGUUCUGAGCGUGGUGGUGAGCCCCGGGGCGGGCCAGGCGCCCGCUUACCUGCUGGUCCUGAAUGCCAAGGACAUGAGCGAGGUGGCCAGGGCCGAAGUGGAGGUCAACAUCCCCGUCACCUUCCACGGCCUCUUCAGAAAAGCCUGAUCCCGCCCCAGGCCCGGCCUCGCCGUCCCCUUCUGCCUCCUGUCUGUAGCCCCACCGGCCGCCCCUUGUCUUCCCUCCAAGCUCCGGAAUGGGCCGAAGCUUGCCGGACAGCCGCGGGCCUCAGGUGGUGCCGGGAGACUCGGGCCCUUCCGACCCCCCUGGACAGGCCACCCUGGGCCGCCUCAGGGGGCAUCCGUGCGGGCAACAUUAAAACCCAGAUGAUUCCGGGUCCGCGUGUGUGUGCGCUCCAUGUCUGUGCUCCCUCUUCUCUUCGUCCGCGCGGGUCCGAGCUGGGGGGGGCCCCUGCCCUGGGAGGGAUUGGGGUGACGAGGCCCAGAUCCCUCGUGGCGGGGCGCGUGUCCUUCGGGGCACUCAGAGGGCUGAUGGCAGAGCCGAGAACCCAGAAGCCCUUGGCUGGGCCAUGGCGAGCUCGGAGCCCGCUCAGAACCUCCCUGACGUGGAAGCAGGACAGGCCUCUGUUUGUGAGGGUGGAGAGGCCCUCCCUGGCCGGAAGCCAGGAGACCCCGAGGAGGCCUCCGUGCGGCCCAUCCCGGAGCUGCCAUCUUGGAGAGGACCGAAAGGG
Gracilinanus agilis (Agile Gracile Mouse Opossum) is the source of this 2185-nucleotide messenger RNA. RefSeq names its product retinoid isomerohydrolase RPE65 (gene RPE65). Gene Ontology annotation, biological process: zeaxanthin biosynthetic process; retinal metabolic process. NCBI's taxonomy places the organism in Eukaryota, Metazoa, Chordata, Mammalia, Didelphimorphia, Didelphidae. The record is from RefSeq and is a predicted model, not a curated record. The transcript has 14 exons. Gene Ontology annotation, molecular function: retinol isomerase activity; beta-carotene 15,15'-dioxygenase activity; all-trans-retinyl-ester hydrolase, 11-cis retinol forming activity. The coding region runs from base 1 to 1602 and encodes 533 amino acids.